Hydractinia symbiolongicarpus is the source of this 1895-nucleotide messenger RNA. RefSeq lists its product as uncharacterized. The record is from RefSeq and is a predicted model, not a curated record. The transcript is spliced from 3 exons. Bases 253 to 1752 code for a protein of 499 amino acids. NCBI's taxonomy places the organism in Eukaryota, Metazoa, Cnidaria, Hydrozoa, Anthoathecata, Hydractiniidae.
AGGAUUAGCGUCCACAGGAUAUUAAUUGUGUUUUGAUGAUAGUGCAGUAUAGAUUUUAAUUAACAGAGGACUUUGAUAUAAAAAAAAAUUGCUUUCAGCAUUAUUGACAUACCACACAGUUUGAGUUUGGGACGUAUCAACUAGUGAAAAACUCGACAAGAAAAUUGUUUUAUGGUUACCUCAUUAAUAACAUGUUCCAUUUUCAUUUAUUUUUCUGACAAGAAAAAGUUUUAGGUCGUAUUCAUCUUCACCAUGGCAACAUCACGAAAAGAUCCUGACACUUUUCCUGCGAAAACUAUGCUCGUCAGUUUGCUAGGAGUCAGUGAAACUGUCUUGCAAAAGCUGAUACAAUAUCUUGCUCGUGUGAAUUCUAAAUCAUAUGCAACAAAUGGUGGUGUAGCGUUAGGCGAGGUGUUAAAAGAUGUCCACAGAAAUAGACGACUAAAGAUUGGAGUGUUAAAGAAUAAAGAAAACCAUAUUAAAAUUUUUGAUUGUCCAGGCAAUUGUGUUCCUGAGUCUUGCCAAAGCAAAAUACGUUAUUGCAUUGAGGUGUCGCAUUUGGAUGCAUCAUUGCUUAUAUCCUUAAUACUAAAGGUUCCUGAUUUGCUGCCAAAAAGGAAUAUUAAUAAUGUUUACAAAGAAAUAAGGCUGCAUGUUGAAAAAAUUGAGCAGUUGCGGAAUUUAGCAAUACAUACCUCUCCUGAUGGAUGUAAUCUCAUGUUUCAGGGUGAUCAAUCAUUUCUACCAAAUGAAUAUCACAGUUGGGAGGAUAUGUGGCAAAAGUUUAAAGGUCAUGUAGUUGAUUUAAGUAAUAUGUUGUUAAGCGAAACCUUUGUUGACGAUAAAUUCAAGAAAGAAAUCGAAGGAAAGAUUGCACUGAUAGAAUUCAAAAAAGAUGAGAUUCAAAGAAUUUUACAAUAUCGCAGUGUUACACGUGAGAUUUAUUCUGCUGAUUGUUACUACAACAGCGUCUUUACACAAAAGUUUUCAUUGAGUCUCUAUUUUGAGAAAUUUGAAACAUCAGGAAAUUGCUGCAUUCCAUUUGGACAUCGAAAAUUACUUCCUUCUGCGUUAAAAGAUUGCUCAUCAGAAGAGAUGUUACGGAUAAGGCGAUUGGUUAAAGAAGAUGCAGAAAAAUACUUGCAACGCUCUAUUCCAAAUUACCAGCGAGAAAAUUUCAGAAUUAACAUAGAAGGCAAUCAGUAUGUCAAAGGGUCGAAAACUAUCGACGUGCGUGUUCUUAUACACUCAACUAAAGGUGAGAUUCCUGAACAAUUUCUUAACAGCGACUCCGAUGAGUCAUUUCAAUUGAAAAAGACAAUAAAGGAAGCCUUCGAACAGACAAUAUUAGAAGAGUGGAAAACCAAAGUCAAAAUUCGAAUUUCACAGUACUGUUACGGUUGUUUGCAUAUGACGUUUUCUUUGUCUUUCGAAAAGGAGAUAAAUAUCCAAGAUGAAGAUGUUGACAAGCUUUUAACGAUGUUAAAAAACCUUGUAAGCUCACCCGAAACCCAAGUUCAAAUACUCUUAGGCAACUCCAAGUUUCCGGAAUAUCAAAUUGAAGUUUCACUUGAUUAUGACCAGGAAUGUCUGAGAAAACAAUGUCUUAAAUUCAUCCUAAAAGUUUACUUAAUAAAGUGCAAUAAUAUCCGACAGGUGCUACAACAGAUAAAAGGUUUAAAAAAACAUCUACAAAGAAAAAAUGGUGAUGAUUGGUUGGACCAGGUAUACGAUACAUGUAGGUCUAAUUAAAGAUGUUAUACCUUAGUUUGAUAAGAUUUCAAAUUCUAAGUUCAAAUCCUUUUCUUAUCUCUUUAAUAAUAGCCGCAUUCCGUCUGUCUGUUUGUGCGAGGGAAAAUAGUCGUGUUACGAAAACACGAAAUGCGAUAUAUAAA